AUGAUUAUACCAAUUUAUAUUGUAUUAAUUUUUUCAAUACUAUGUACAGUAUGGAAAAAUCAGCAUAUAUUAGUAACAGCUAAUGAACAAAGAUAUGAAACAUUGUGGACUACAGACAGAGAAAUUAACAAAUAUUUUCCAACAUGGAACAGUUUAGAUAGUCGUCCUCUUCCAAAUUGGUAUGAUGAUGCUAAAUUUGGUAUUUUUAUUCACUGGGGUGUUUUUAGUGUUCCUAGUUUUGGCUCUGAAUGGUUUUGGAAUAACUGGCAAGAAGAACAUAAUGGUACUAAAUACCAUGAUUUUAUGAAACAAAGGUAUCCACCUAGUUUUACAUAUCAAGACUUUGCUCCUGAAUUUACUGCUGAAUUCUUUAAUGCUACACAGUGGAGCGAAUUAUUUCAAGCUUCAGGUGCGAAAUAUAUUGUAUUGACAAGCAAACAUCAUGAAGGAUAUACAUUAUGGCCUUCUAAAUAUUCAUUUAGUUGGAAUUCUGUAGAUGUUGGACCAAAGAAAGAUCUCAUAGGUGAAUUAGCUAUAGCAAUAAGAGAUUUAACCAGUUUAAAAUUUGGUCUUUACCACUCUUUAUAUGAAUGGUACAAUCCUCUUUACUUGUAUGACAAAAGAAACAAUUUUACAACACAAAUUUUUGUUAAACAAAAGAUAAUCCCUGAAUUACAUGAGUUAAUAGAAAAAUAUAAGCCAGAAGUUGUAUGGUCUGAUGGUGACUGGGAAGCACCGGAUAUUUAUUGGAAAUCAAAAGAAUUUUUAUCUUGGUUAUACAAUGAAAGUCCUAUAAAAGAUACAGUUGUAGUAAAUGAUAGAUGGGGUCAAAAUAUAGCAUGUCAUCAUGGUGAUUUUUAUACAUGCACUGAUCGCUAUAAUCCUGGAAUACUCCUACCACAUAAAUGGGAAAACUGUAUGACAAUUGACAAAAAAUCUUGGGGAUUUCGUAGGAAUGCUGUUUUAUCAGAAUAUUUCUGUUUAGCAGAAUUGGUAAAAGAAUUAGUAGUUACAGUAAGCUGUGGAGGAAAUUUAUUAAUGAAUGUUGGGCCAACAAAGGAUGGUAUUAUUUCUCCAAUAUUUGAAGAAAGAUUACGUGGAAUGGGUGAUUGGUUAAAUAUAAAUGGAGAAGCUAUUUAUAAUACCAGACCUUGGACAACUCAAAAUGAUACUUUAACUAAUAGUGUUUGGUAUACAUAUAACAAAAACACAAAAGCCAUUUAUGCAAUAAUUCUUAAUUGGCCAAAUAAGGAUAUAUUGUAUCUAAGAUCAUUUAAAGCAACUAUUGGCACACAAAUUUCUAUGCUUGGAUCUAAUAUAUUAAUUGAAUGGAAACAAAAUAGUGAAAAUUUGACUGUAUUCUUACCAGCAACACUUCAUAAAGGACAACCAGCUUGGGCAUUGAGAAUAAAGUCGAAAUAACAGAACUAGAAUAUUUUACUAUAAAUAGUGUUUUAUAUUUAUAUGAAGAAAAAAAACAAAAGUA
This is a messenger RNA of Eufriesea mexicana, 1486 nucleotides long. RefSeq names its product alpha-L-fucosidase (gene Fuca). The record is from RefSeq and is a predicted model, not a curated record. Gene Ontology annotation, molecular function: alpha-L-fucosidase activity. Gene Ontology annotation, biological process: glycoside catabolic process; fucose metabolic process. The coding region runs from base 1 to 1422 and encodes 473 amino acids. NCBI's taxonomy places the organism in Eukaryota, Metazoa, Arthropoda, Insecta, Hymenoptera, Apidae. The transcript is spliced from 6 exons. Gene Ontology annotation, cellular component: lysosome.